Ectocarpus siliculosus is the source of this 3762-nucleotide messenger RNA. The record is from the annotation of a GenBank genome assembly. Lineage: Eukaryota; Phaeophyceae; Ectocarpales; Ectocarpaceae.
AUGCAUCGCGGCUACCACCACCACCACCACCACCACCAGGAAGAAGAAGAGCGCCGGGACGAUGAUGGGUACGACGAGGAUUGGGACGACGACGUCUACUACGCCGCAGCGUCCAGGCCCGAUUCGACGGGGAGCGAGAGGGCAACGGGUCGCGAUAACCAGACUACUAGCGGAGGAGGCGGGCAAGGGGGGGGGCAGGGGUCGGGAGGAGCAGGAGGAGGCGGUGCACGGGGGGGGGGGCGCAGCGGGCGAGAGCGAGCGACCACGAAACGGCACUACAUGAAGGUGCCAAACAUGCGACACCUGCGGGCGAUGAGACCCACACCGACACCCGCCGCCGCCGCCGCCGCCGCCGCCGCCGGGGACGCCUUUCCGCUAGGCGGCCCCUUCCACGACCUCCUCAACAACAGCAACCAAGGCCGCGACCUCUCCUCGACCAGGGCAAGCGUUAGCACAGACCCGGGCGACACGCCGUCUUCGUCCACGGCGUCCCUUGGCGACGGCAGCGGCGGCAGCGUGCCCCCGCUGGGGCAGCUAACGCCCCCGUCGCUGCCUCCGGGAGCGGACGGGACGGGGGUAGGAGGGGUGGGAGCCGGUGAUGAUGAUGGUGUUGCAACCCAGGGGACGAUGUCCACGAGCCACCGGACUGCAGAAACGCCUGCCGCCGUCACCUGGCCCUCGCUUGGGGCAAGGGACAACAGCAGCAACAACAACCACGCUGGCGUCAACAAGGCGGCGGUGCACCAACCCGAAGGGAGCGAGAGCAGCCUCAUGCACUUGAGGGGCUCGCCGAGACGGCGACGCGGCUGCAGGGACGACGCAAGCCGCCCGAGCGACCGAACACAGCUCGGGGCUAAGACGGCAUCGUCGUCGCCGCCUUCGACGGCGGCGGCCGCCGCCAGGCGGGGGCAACAAGGGUCUCGGAGGUCUACGACGCCAACGUCGUCAUCGCCAGCGGCAGUCGCCACGGGCGUGGCAGCGGGCGUUGCCCCUGCAUGUUCGGCCGCCGGUGGCGGCAAGAGAAAGAGGCCGGCAUCGGCGACCGGGGGGGGACCCGGGCAGAGGCGGGGGCAACAAGGGUCUCGGAGGUCUACGACGCCAACGUCGUCAUCGCCAGCGGCAGUCGCCACGGGCGUGGCAGCGGGCGUUGCCCCUGCAUGUUCGGCCGCCGGUGGCGGCAAGAGAAAGAGGCCGGCAUCGGCGACCGGGGGGGGACCCGGGCAGAGGUUCGGCGCGACGGCGUGGCCCAAACUCCGUGGCGGAGCCCCCCCCCCCCCACCCCGAAGAGGAGUCCCCCAGGGAGGAGGAGGAGGAGGAGGAGGAGGAGGAGGAGGCGUGCGCGAAGCGGGGGGACGGGGGACGGCAUCGACGAGUGGUCGCCCGGCCGGAGGAAGGGAUGGAGAAGGGGGAGAGAGGCGGCGACUUUCAGGCGCAGCCGACUGCUCUUGGCAUUCUCCCUCGCUCCACACCGGAUCGCCCGACGCUGCUUCUUCUAGGCCGCCCUCUCGACAAGGCCACGGAAGUGGCAACAGCAAGGGCAAGGGCCCGGCAUUGCGAGGCGACGGCGGCGGUGGUGCCGGUGUGAACGUUGGUGGCGGUGGCGGUGGCACAAAGGCGGCGGGGGCGGCCACGAGGGGCCCUUCCCUCCGGGAUAGGCCUGCCAGAUGGGCUGCCAAGGGCGGUGGGUCCAGCGUGUGGUCGCCGCUUCGCGCCCCAGGUGCUCCCCGCGGGGGUACCGGAAACGCGGGCAACAGCUAUAGCAACAAGAACAGCACAUCGUCGUGUGGGAAUGCUGUCUCGGGGAAGAACUCGCCGGGCAGGAGCGUAUCGUCCAGGUUUUCGCCUUCUCGCCGGGGGGCCGGGCUUCCUCGCACAGGGAGGGGCGGCGGGGACGCCGCGGCCUCGUCUCGAUCGAGAGGGGGAGAAGAUGGGGAAGGCGAAGAGGCUCCCACGUUCGAGCUGACAUCGGUGUUCCAAGCCACCCCUGCCAGCUCUUCGGUGUCGCCUCGACCCAGGGGCUCAGGCGGUCACACUCCGGGGGGACGGUGGAGGGGAUCUCAGCACCCCGUGGUCCGGGCCGGGCAGCGCGCUGGCUGCUCCUCUGGCGGCGCAGCAGCAGCAGCAGCAGCAGCAGCUGGCACGCCGCCGUCGUUCGACCCUACCCGCCUGGCGGCGCGGCCGAGACCGGUCGGAGGAGAAACAGAGGAGGAACUGCAGGAGGUGGAAGAGGUGGAGGAGGUGGAGGAGGUGGAGGAGGUAGGGUCCGACGACUAUGGCGAAGACGGUGGCGAGGGUUUCCUCAGCAGCAACGCUUGUCAGGUCGCUGACGGGGAUCGGGGGGCGUCGCAGGAGGGUCGCGGUGGCGAGGGCUGGCGAGAGGCGGAUGGCGGAGCCGGAGGCGGAGCCGGAGGCACCGGGAGGAGCGGCGAGGACGCACCCGGAGUAAAGAAAGAAGCUGUUCCAGACUCGCGUCGGCUUGGCACUCUCCCGGGCGAGACUCCUGGCGCAGAAGCUGGGACGGCGAUGGAGGCGUUGGCCUUGUCCCCGGCCGCUGCGCGACGGCCGCAACGAGUCAACGAUACCGCCGCAGAAGCCACCGCGACUGCGGCGGCGGUCGAGACACCGCGAGGUGCAAAACGUCGUCAUCACGAGCAACAGGCGGAGAGGCAAGGGGGUCGACAGAGCGAACCCAUCAAAGACCGGAGCAGCCCCCCGCCUCGCACCCCCGUCCGACCCCCGCGAACGAUGUUCGCGCCUUCCACCUUCGGACGGAGCGGCCCUACUGCUUCUUCCGCCGCCGCCGCCUCUACUUCUGCAUCCACCACCGGCGGGAAGUGGCGGCCGUCCUUCGGCAGCGCCAGCGGUGCGAGGGGCGGCGGGCAGUCUCCGGCCGCCGGCGCGAUGCACGCCCCCCGGGCGGCGUUCUCCACUCCCGCAAGGGACAGGGACAAGGACAGGGACAGGGACGGGGUCGUGAUGCCGCCAUCGGGGUCUUUGGGGACGGGGGCUACGGGUUCGGCCUCGGCCAGGCGGAGGAAGGGGAGCGGGGCGGGGAACGGGCCUUUGGGUCGCCUUCUGCAGCAGGUGAGAGCGCGUUGCGACGGCGACGAGGCGCGCCUCCUCUCGGGGGAGUUCCCCUUCAGACAGCCGUCGUCGGCCUCCAAGGCCACCACCAGCGGCAACAACAACAACGGCCACCUCGACGACGUCGGAGUCGGCGGCGGCGGAAGCGGAGGCAAGAGCCGGAGAGAUCCCGGCGACCCCAGAACUCGUUGCAGGGUGGCGCUGGACGCCACGGUAAUGCUCCCCGCUGCUACGCCCCGAGGACCUUCGGUGGGUUUUGAGGGCGGCCUUUGGGGCGGCGGUGAGGGGAACGAGUUGGGCCAGGCCGGUGGCGGCGGGGUGACUGGGCUGGUGCGAUUCUCGUGCUUCGUGCACCAUGUGGUGGACGUGUCUUUGAGCUUGGGCGGCAGCCGUGUUAGUCCUGGCUCUCGUCGUGUUACUUCUGCCGUCGGCUACGCCGCCGGUCCGUCGGGUGUCGCGACCGACUUCGGCCGCCUUCACCGGCUGGAGGGGGUCCGCGUGGACGGAAUCUUCAAGCAGGACACUCGAAGGGCCGUCGACGUUGGCCCCGGGUCCCAGCUCCGCAUCUACGACCCUUGCUGCGUCUGGUACGACGCUGAGGGGGUGGGUCAUCUUCCCACGAGAGCGGCAGUGGCGAAGGUUCCCGGACGACCGGUACUGCAGCAGCCAGCGCCCUGA